Molecule: messenger RNA, 5193 nt
Organism: Paralichthys olivaceus (Japanese flounder)
Lineage: Eukaryota; Metazoa; Chordata; Actinopteri; Pleuronectiformes; Paralichthyidae
Source: RefSeq, a predicted model, not a curated record
UCACUCACUCACUCUUCCUCCUGCUUGCACGCACAUACAUGUAUUGAAGCCAGAUCCCCAACACACACACACACGCCCUGUCCCUGCCUGCCUCCCUGGACUCCCUGCUGCAUGAGGUGCUUUUUGCUGUGGCGAUGUUGGGUUCUGUGGACGGAUGUGUCUCCCACUGGGGGAGAGCUUUCUGAAAACUUCCCCUCUCUUCUGUCAGGAACCUGCUGGUAACUGCUGCUGUCAUUGUCUGUGGCUCUAAAUGUCCUCUGCCAUGGCGAAGCGUGAGGCUGGAAGCACCAGCCCAGUGGUGCGUCAGAUAGACAAGCAGUUCCUGGUCUGCAGCAUCUGCCUGGAUCACUACUGCAACCCCAAGGUCCUGCCCUGUCUGCACACCUUCUGUGAAAGUUGUCUCCAGAACUACAUUCCCCCAGAGUCUCUGACGCUCUCGUGUCCAGUGUGUCGGCAGACGUCCAUCUUGCCAGAGAAAGGAGUUUGUGCUUUACAGAACAACUUCUUCAUCACUAAUCUCAUGGAGGUUCUUCAACGAGACCCGGAGUGCUCGCGGCCGGAGGCCUGCAGUGUCCUGGAGUCAGUGAGUGCUGCAGCUGCAGGGAAGCCGCUCUGCUGCCCGAACCACGAGGGAAAGGUGAUGGAGUUCUACUGUGAAUCAUGUGAGACAGCCAUGUGUCUGGACUGCACGGAGGCUGAGCACAGGGAGCACGUGACUGUUCCUCUGCGGGACGUGGUGGAGCAGCACAAGGCCGCACUGAAGACGCAGCUGGACGCAAUACACAGCAGGCUCCCUCAGCUUACAGCAGCCAUCGAGCUGGUGAGUGAGAUUUCUCGCCAGUUGAACGAGAGGAAGACUGAGGCGGUGGCAGAGAUCACCAGUACAUUCGAAGAGCUGGAGCGAGCGCUGCAUCAGCGCAAGACGGCCCUCAUCACAGACCUGGAGAACAUCUGCACCACCAAGCAGAAGGUCCUGCAGGCGCAGCUUUCAUCUCUCCUCCAGGGGAAGGAGCACAUCCAGAGCAGCUGCAGCUUCACAGAGCAGGCCCUCAGCCACGGGAGCGCCACUGAGGUGCUGCUGGUUCAGAAGCAGAUGAGCGAGCGGGUGACAGCGCUGGCCCGACACGACUUUCCAGAGAGACCACAUCAGAACGCACAUCUGGACUGUCAGGUGGAGACUGAAGGUCUGCGACGCUCCAUCCAGAACCUGGGUGUUCUCCUCACCACAGCUGCUGUCGCCCACACCUCUGUUGCCACGGGAGAGGGGCUCCGCCACGCAGCAACCGGGCAGCAUCACACCGUCACCGUGACAACGAAAGACAAGGAUGGCGAGCUGGUGCGGACCGGAAAUGCUGUUUUAAAAGCAGAGAUAACGUCUGCUGAUGGGAACCGAGCUGCAGAGACUGAGAUAAUGGACAAUAAGAAUGGAACGUACGAGGUGGGCUACACGAUACGCUCCGAGGGAGAGUACUCCUUUGCCCUGCUGCUGUACGGCCAGCCGGUACGUGGCAGCCCGUUCCGCUUACGGGCCGUGAAGGCCUCAGAUGUGCCACAGUCUCCGGAUGACGUGAAGAGGAGGGUGAAGUCUCCCAGCGGGACGGGGGGCCACAUACGGCAGAAAGCAGUGCGACGGCCCUCCAGCAUGUACAGCACCACCAAGAAGAAGGAGAACCCCAUUGAAGACGAGCUCAUCUACAGAGUGGGCUCACGGGGCAGAGAGAAAGGAGAGUUCACCAACCUGCAGGGAAUCUCAGCCUCCAGCAACGGCAGAGUCGUGGUGGCUGACAGCAACAACCAGUGCAUCCAGAUUUUCUCCAACGACGGUCAAUUCAAGAUGCGCUUCGGGGUCAGAGGUCGGUCUCCAGGGCAACUGCAGAGGCCGACGGGUGUCACUGUGGACAUGAACGGGGACAUUGUGGUGGCCGACUAUGACAAUCGAUGGGUCAGCAUCUUCUCCUCUGACGGCAAGUUCAAGAAUAAGAUCGGUGCGGGCCGGCUCAUGGGUCCUAAAGGUGUCGCUGUGGAUAAGAAUGGACACAUCAUCACCGUGGACAACAAGGCCUGCUGCGUCUUCAUCUUUCAGUCCAAUGGGAAACUUGUGACUAAGUUCGGGGGCAGAGGGACGGCGGACAGACAGUUCGCAGAAAAACUUGGCCCAAACUUUAAUAAAUCUGGCUCAGUGUUCAGUCCUCACUUUGUCGCAGUGAACAACAAAAAUGAAAUUAUCGUGACUGAUUUCCACAAUCACUCUGUGAAGGUUUACAGUGCAGAUGGAGAGUUCUUGUUUAAAUUCGGUUCUCACGGUGAAGGAAACGGUCAGUUCAACGCUCCCACCGGUGUGGCUGUGGACGCCAACGGGAACAUCAUUGUUGCUGACUGGGGAAACAGCAGAAUACAGGUGUUUGACAGCACAGGCUCCUUCUUAUCCUACAUCAACACAUCAGCAGACCCACUGUAUGGGCCCCAGGGCCUCGCUCUCACCUCAGACGGACACGUGGCUGUCGCUGACUCGGGCAACCACUGCUUUAAGGUUUACAGAUAUCUGCAGUGAGCUGAGGGAGGACACACACUGUUCAACUGCUCUUCAGACAGGUUCAUGUUACACACACUGCUCGUGGACAUCGAGCUGCGAUCCUCGGUUCCUCCAAUUGAAUUCCUUUUGCAAACAUUCAAAGAUUUAAUAUUCAGAGAUGAAAACAAAGAUAUCUGAGAAAAACAUUGAAAACACUACAAAUCCCAAAACUUUGUAAAAUAAGGGUCUUUUUAAAGACCAGUAAUUCCCCAAAAAUAUUGUAAAAAGUUAAAUUAGUUCCCUAUUUCUGAGAAAGACUUCUGGUAAAACAACGUUUAAAGGAAAUAAAAGUUCAUGUUCAACUCAGGCACUUAUUAUUUGACAACCGAAGUGGAAAUUGACCUCUGGAACCAGAUGUUUCAGAUCUAUGUCUCAUGAGUGUGACCUCACCAGUCGACAGCCUGACAGUUUUUAAAGUUGGUGAUACACUGCAAUUUUUUGGGGCAAAGCAGACGCGCAACUCUCCCAGCGACCAGCAAGAGAAGUGAGGCGAAGGUCAUCUCUGUGUCCCGGUGAAGAGUCGCUGCUCGGGCCUCUUCUGGAACACUGUUGCACGUCAGUUCGCUCCAAAAAAUUACCCGUGGUCACUGCCUUACAGUUUCCAAUCCUCACAACAGAACUCGCGCAGUACGACGGAGUAUUAGGGCCACUUAAAGAAAAGAAAAUCGGAGAUAUCCAGAAUAAAGAUCAAAUGUUACGUGGAAAUGAUAAAUAUUAUGAAGUGGAAAUUUGUAAUUUAAGUCAAGAAUUAAAUCAAAAUUUGACGAAAAAAACUAUUGCAACUUUAUUCUUCAUAAAUGAACCUAUUUUUUCUUGUGAACUAUGACUUGAUUUUCCGACUCUCUGAUAUUUCUUUCCCUUUGAGUGGUCGUAAUACUCCGGGGUACACACAGACAGGAAUGUGUUGAUUUAAAGACAUCGUUUCUUGUUCUCAUUCUGCACCUUAUCAAUAUUUCUGUUUGUUACCAACAUGUAUAUGCAAGUUUUUGUUGUUGUUGUUGUUUGGGUAUCCAAAGAGAAGCAUCAAGAAGCACAACAGGUAAUAGAACAAAAACUGAUCUGGUUCCUUCACAACUCAUUUAUCUUUAUAUCAACCAAAACAAACUUCUCAUAUCUGACCCCACCACUUCUUGCACUUUUUGCAUAUUCAUAUCUACAACCUGACGUCGUUGUACAUAUGCAUAUUUAGAUGUAUAUCUGGAUUUGAUGUCCAUGUUAUUUCACUAUAUAGCCAACUUAUUCCAGCACUAAAUGCAUCAAGGAUUUCAACACUGGAGUAUUUACUAAUACGCUAGAACGUCACGCCAAGUAGUAGCCAACUAAAUGACCUGCAAACAUCAACGGAACAAUGUUGUAUACACGUUAUUUUGCUGUGUUUUCAUUUUUUUUUUCCAAAGGACUUAAUUUAUUUAUAAUUUUCUUUUCUACAUAAUUUGUUCAACAAAUUAUUUUUCUAAUCGGUGCAUUUUGAGCUGUCUCCUCUUUGCCAAAACGUUGUUGUGCAUAGGCCUCGUAACUUGAAGCACUGAAAGCCCUUCUCUGAUUCUGCCUCUUCUUAAAGUGAGCUCACAGCCAGAGAUAGACUGUAAAAAAUAAGAUGGACGACGCGUCUCCACUUCCUUCUAGUAUCCAGAAAUGAAGCCCAAACAUCAAACUCAAAACAUCAGUGUGAUAAGAACUACUUAAAAAUGGCAGAAACCAUUUUUGAGAAUUUCUUUUUUGGACCUUUAUUAGAUUUUAAUUAAAUUUAUAACCUAUACUGCAGCCAGCCACCGGGGGCUGGGCAAAAUGCUUUGGCUUCACUUUUGGGGGAGCUUAAAUAUUGUCCAUCUUUAUAUACAGUCUAUAUAAAUCUAACUAGAACAUUUCCUUCAGCCGAAAACACGUUUGUUGUACGUUGUUGUUGAACAUUGCACAAACACAAAUAUUAUAAGAGUUAUAUAUAGUUUGCAAGAGUAAUAUAUGCCUCUGUGUAGUUAUCAUUGAACAUAAUCUGAAAGUGUACUGUGUAUUACAAGCAUAUUCUUGUUGUAGCUGACAGGCACAUUUUUCAUGAACUUUUCCAGUAGUUGCUUUGUAGUUCAAGGUUUUUUCUGUGACUCCAAGAGAAACACAACACCAGCUAACACACAGUGACGUAGUUUUUAACAAAACUUGUUUUAUAAUUAAACUGUGCCUGAUCAUUGAUCUGUGAUCCAUCCUGUCGUUCCAUCUGUUUUUCCUACUUACUGGAAAAUUGGGUUUUAUUUUUUACUGGCUCUGUGUAAAGUUACAGACGCACAUGUUCUCUUUAAAAAAUAAGAUUGUAUAAUACCAAUUUAAAAAGAAACUGAUUUUCUGAUACCGGCAAACUGUUUUUUUCAAAUCAAAUUUAUCCACUGUAUAAAUAUAACUUAACUAUAAUUUGAACAAACUUAGUUCAUUUGUGUGUUUGAUCAAUAUCAUCAAAUUCACUUUUCUUUUUAGUCAGUCCAACAAUUUUUCUUUUUUCCGAUGUAAUUUCAACACUGCAUUAACCAUGUCGUGUUGUCCUGCUGUAAACUACAAGAGGCCAGUCUUACAAAGAACUAAUCACUAUGUAAUCAUGGCAAAGGUAUAAUUGUAAAUAUUAAAGAAUAUUA